This is a messenger RNA of Uloborus diversus, 7147 nucleotides long. Its product is annotated as homeobox protein 2-like. The transcript is spliced from 9 exons. NCBI's taxonomy places the organism in Eukaryota, Metazoa, Arthropoda, Arachnida, Araneae, Uloboridae. The record is from RefSeq and is a predicted model, not a curated record. Bases 334 to 4122 code for a protein of 1262 amino acids.
AGUUCGUAAAAUCCGUAAUGUUGAUGGUGCCUGUUGAAGCGUGUUGGUUAUUGUCGCGUUGUUCCUUGGUGUUUUUCCGUCAAUCUGAGUUAUUUGUAAACGAAAGAAACAUCUUAUUGGAAUUGUCUGCUUUUUGAAUUUAUCAUGCUCAAGUUGGUCUAAAUGCCAAAUUUAAUUGCAUUCUUACCGUUAGAAGAGACAUUCGCAAGAGAGCCAUCAUCGUCUUAACUUCUUUGCUUGUGGAACAGUAAAAAAGAACAUCAAGAUGUUUUUUAAAAGAGUGGACAGAUCAUAUUCAUUAUAAUACGUGUGACAAUCAGAAGAAAAUUGAAAAUGGCGUCAUCAACGAAUUUUACUGAAUGGAGUAGAGAGGAGAAAGAUGCUUUUGCUCGGAAGCGCAUGCAAGAAAUGAAAUUGAAAAAUGAAAUGUUAAUGCAAAGACAUGCUGAAGUUUUAGAAGAUAAGCAUAAAGCAGAGGGUCAGAAUUCAUCAAUUAAGUUUGCAGCUAAGAAAGAAAAGAACAUUAUAAAUGAAGAAGUGGAGAUAAAAAAUGAGUAUGAAAGAGAAUGGGAUCGUGGAAAAGUUGAUUUAGAAUUGUUUAAUUCUCCAGACUAUUAUGAUUCUCAACGGAAUAAAAAGGCAUCUAACUGGAGAACUGACAGAAGAGAGGAUACUUGGACAAAUUCUACUUACACCCAAUCAAAAAGAUCUGAUUGGAGAACUGAUAAAAGAGAGGAUAACUGGACAAAUUCUACUUACACACAGUCAAAAAAUACACAGCAUAAAUAUGAUGACUACGGCCAAAACAGCUUUUGUAACAAAAAAUUUGGGACUGGUAAUAAUCCGUUUCGAUCAUCGGAAAAUCGUGGUGUGACCGGAUCUAAUUAUGAAAGGCAAAAUGUGAGAGGAAACUCGUGGAGACCCAGGGGAAGGGGUUCAGCAGCAUUUAAUUCCAAUGAAAGAAAUAGAUCCAAUUAUUCAAGAGAUGCCGAAAAGAAAAAUAGUCGAGCGGCAAAUUCAAGUUCAAGUGAUCCUGAUACACGCAAUCUUGAUAAUCGCAAAAGUCCACAUGCUGGUGAGACUUGGACAGAUGAUGAACUUGCAGAAAAUCAGCAUAAGCAGAGUAGGGUGGAAAAUUGGGUAAAUUCUAUUAAUAGUUCUGAUUCUUGGGAACAGGGAAAUGACUCAAAAAAUGCAUGCAAAGAGAAAAGUAACAACACUAGAGGUUUGUCUAGCUCACAUAAAAAGUUUCAACAUUCUUAUGAUGACACAUGGGAGAAUGUAAAACCUGCCAGUCAUCUGACAAAAAAUCAAUCUGUAGACAAAGGGUCAAAACUCAAACAAACUCAUCAACAAAACUCAUACUCUGCUCAUACCACUUAUAAAAAUAGUGAUAGUAUUCCUUCUGACAUUCGUAACUAUGACAAAUCACAUUUACAAAGACAAGAUGAUAAUAGAAGGAGUUUUGAGAAAAAUAAAAAAUAUGUUGUGCAAUCAUCAAAAUCAAAUGCUGAGUGUCAUGGGCAAAGAUUUUCUGCUCAAUCCAAUUCUAAAAGCAUGCAUGUUCAUCAAAAACGAGAGUCAUCCCACAAGUCUAAAUAUGUUGAAGAAAGUGAUACUUGGGGAGAUGUUAAAAUUGAUCAUUCAAAAUCAAAUGAUGGAUGGUUGGAGUCAACAGAAAAUGAUUCCUCAAACAACUGGAAAAAACAUCAUCACACUCAAAAUAACAGUGCUAAAUCAAAUGAUGGAUGGAUGGAUUCAUCACAAAAGGAAUAUAAAAACAAUACUCGUAUAACUCAUGCCGCAAAAAAUGUAAAUGAGAACCAUGAAUGGGGUGAUAUUGAUCAGUCACAUGUUUUUGGAAACACAAACACUGGAAGAAAGAAUGUGGAAAAAAGCUCGAAUUUUGAUGCACCAAAAAAUGAAUCUGCAAACAGUUGGAAACAGCGUUCACAGGAUAACAAUGCUAGAACUAAUAAAGAAUGUGAGUAUUCAGCUGAAAAGAAGUAUAAAAAUAAUGCACAUGGGAUUAUUUCCCCCAAAAAUGUAAAUCAGGAUGAAGGUGAAUGGGUAGAUAUUAAUCCAUCAGAAUCAUUUAGGAAAACAAAUCCUCGAAGAAAAAGUGUUGAAAAGGGCUCUCAUUUUGCUUCAACAGAGAAUAAAUAUACUAAGAAAAAAAUAUUUUCUUCACGAAAUAACAAUGAUAAGUAUGAUGAAGGAUGGCUGGAUUCAACAGAACAGGAUUAUAAUACAAAGUCUGGGACUUUUUCCUCAAAAGAUGUAGCUCAUGAUGUUGAUGAAUGGGCAGAUAUUGAUCAAUCGGAUGUUUUUAAGAAAACACAUUUUCAAGAAAACAACAUGGUUGAAAAUGAUGUUUAUUUAGCAAAACCUGAACCCACAAACAAUUGGGAACAACCUGAUUGUGUUCAAAAUAGUUACAGUAAAUCAGAUGAAGGAUGGUUGGAAUCAAAAGAAACAGAGCAUAUGAACAGAGCAAGCAUGGCUGGUGCUUUAAAAAAUGUAGCAUGUCAUGUAGAUGAAUGUGUGGAUAAAGAUCAAUCAGAAUUAUUUCCUGAAGAAAUUUCUUCAGUAAAGAAUAAUGAAGGCUCUCAUUUCAAUCAUAGUGGCAGUGAUGAUGAGUCAAAUGUCUUGGAGGAAGAAAAUAGUAAAUUAUAUGAAUGUGCUUUAAAACAGAUGAAUUACUCCGAUGAUUACAUAGAUGAUGGAGAUUCAAAAUUUUUUGAAGGCAAAGAGGUGAAACUGAAUGAUAACAAUACAAUUCAUGUAGUAGUUCAUUUUGAUAAUACAUCUAAAACUCAACCUGUAAAUGAUGAAGAGAAUGUUGAUGAUUGUGCUAACACUAAUGUUAAAACUGAUUGCGAAACUUCUUCACAUCUUGAGACCAGUUAUACUCCUCAUGAUUCAUGUGAUAAAGUAAAUGCUUCUUCUGAUAUGCAAGUACAUAAUUCAGAAAUGUCUAGUGUCAGUCAAAAUGUGAUGGUGGAGUCUGAUUCUCUGAACUCUUAUACUCCUGAACAAUUUGAUGCAAUAAGGGGUACAAACACCAAAGGUCAUACAAUGCUUCCAGAAUUUCAAAAUGUAAAUCUUCCAUGUGAUACGGAAAAAAAUUCAAAAUGUGAGAAGCAUUUUGAAGAUAAUAAGGAAAUUCUUUCUUUAUUGUCUCAUGACGACACUGUUUGUGGAGAGAAAAUUAACAUAGCUCAGGAGGGUGAUAAUUCUACUUCUGAAACUUCUGCUUGUGAUGGAAAAAGUGAAUUUACUGAAAAAAAUGAAGAAAAUCCUGAAAAAACUGAUUACAUGCAUAUUGACGAACAUAUUUCUAAAACUUCUGAAACUGUUGCUACUGAUGAAAAUACUGUACUGGUGGGGGGAAAUGAAAAAAAUUGCAAAACGUGUAACAUACCUGAUGAAGAUCUUGCUUUUACUUCAGAAACUUUUGCUACCAACAAAAAAAGUGAUGGGAUUCCUGAAAAAACUGACUUUAAAAAUGAGGUAGUUCUUCCAGACAUGCUGAAAUCAAAUCCAAAGUCAAAUGCACAAGUAGUUCUACCAGAUAUGUUGCAAGCAAAUCAAAAUGCCUAUGUGCAAGAUACUAAUUUUACUAGUGUGGAUAAAAAUGAUGCAAAAACAUGCUCUAGCAAUCCACAUAUAGGAAUGCAGAAUUGUAAUUCAGUAUGCCCCAAGCAACUGCCUAAAGUAUGUACUGAGAAUUCUUCUCAACCUCUCACGACAAGUGUAAAAUUUCCUGAUUUAGUCCCUAUUUUUGAUACUGGAUUUUCUGUUGAUGGUGCCCAUGGCACUGAUAAAUCAUUUUUAAAGCAAGAACAUAUUCAGUCUAGUCAAAGUGACUAUGAGAAACAGUGUGAUGCUAUUAAAGAGGAGAAUAAUAUAAAUCCUGCCAAAAGAAUAGAAUCUCAUCCUUUGCAAUUAAGUGAAAACUUACAAGAUGACAACGAAAAUGCAAGUGCCUUAAAUCAGUCAGAUGAUGGUGGCUGGUCAACAGUGAGUGAGGAAGCAGAUAGUAAUGCUGAAAACAGUGAUGAUUUAAUUCAUAUUACCGAAAAUAUUAAAGAUCAUGAAUCAGACACAAUAAACAGUUAAUUCUUUGUUUUGAAGUGCUGCUCAAUACUUAAAUUCAGUGCUGAUGUAAAUUUUACUUCUUAUGUUGUUAAUGACCUUUCAGUGUUCUCACAAACUUCUACAGUCAAAAAAGGUAAAAAAUUGUUAGAGGUCAGGGAUAUGUUUUCUUAAGUUGUUUAUGUCAGAGAAUUUGACUAAAUUUGUAUUAAAUUGACUCUACUUAGCAAGUCAACCAUAAGUUCCUAUAAGCUGUUAUAUUUUCUUUUAUUGUAUAGGAUAGACUGACUAGUUAAUGAACGCACAUGCAGAACUCAUAUUUUCAAAAACUCGUAUCAUUGAUUAAAACUAGCAUUUUGCACAUGACUGUAAAAGCAAUGUACAUAAUUAUUAUUUUUCAAUUGUGAGAAGUUUUUUGGUUCUGUGUCAUGUGUGUUUUUUUCUUUGGAGGAGUGGGGCGGAAAAAGGUACAGUAGACAACUAAAUAAACAUAUGUAACCAGUGAAAAAACACAACUUUUUCUAGUUGUUUUCUUUUUGAAAUUGUAUAGAAAGAAGUUACUGCUUCUAGUUCAUCUUUGAGAAAAGUUUUAAACCUUUUUUUAUGUAAUUAAAAGCUAUAUUCAUCUACAUGUGUUCAUUCACUGGUUAGAUUACCCUACUUAUUAAAACCUAUCUUGAAAUUGCUGAACAAAGCUAGGUGAAAGAGAUUCAAAAAAAAAAAAGUUCAGAAGCAUAAAUUAUAGCAUGAAAAAAAAGGUAAACAUAAUCAGAAGAGGGUAGGGGGGGGGGAGUUAGAGCGUUGAAUAGCAUUUGGGAAAAUUAUAUGCAUAUAAAAUUUUACUCAGUCAAAACAUACUUUAGCUGUGUUUUACUUAGUGCUUUAUGAAUUCCAACAUGAAUAAUGCACAAAUUUGCAUACACUAUGUAUUUGCAUACAUAAUUGCAGACAUAUUAUGACUGCAGUUGACUGAAAUAUAAUUAUGCAAAUUAUCUGCAUUGAAAUGGUAAAAAAUUCAGUUGUGGUUUUGUUUAUUAGUGGUGUUUGGAUAGUAUUGUGCCAAGGAAAAAAUCUUUGCCGUUUUAACAAUAAUCGUAAAAACCCAAUAUAAACUUUUGUUGUAUUGAGUUGGGCAAAUUGGAGCUAUAUAUUUGUCAAAUGCACUUAAUAGAUUGAGCAUUUACAUCUGUAUUUACUUAGUUACAAUUACACCAUUUUUUAUAUGUUUACAAAACUGCUAAAAACAAAACUAUUACAAAGGAAAGAUGGAAACUUAUAAUUAUAUUUAAAAAUAUAUAUUGAUAAAAUUGCAUCAUAAUGGGAUCAGUGACAGUUUGUGAAUGUCUGGGAAAUUAAUUUUGCAGUUUGUGGGAACCCUGACUUUGUUUUUCAUUCAAUAUCCAUAAUUUUGUGUCUUCUGGUGCUUCAUUGGUUACUCAUACGUAUGAAUGUUUUACUUCUAUGAUUUAUUCUUCACACAUAUUUUUGAAAAAUAUGGUAAUUUUUUGUUAUGUUUUGUAUUUGUUAAGUUUCUUGUUCAAUGUUUAGAUAUUUUAACCAAUGCUACUUCAUGUGUGAAACAGUUGAGCUGUGGUUUUAUUUAGUGGAUCAAGUGGUUACUUACUCUUCUGAAACUCAUUGCCUAUAUGUUUAAAUACUCAUUUUGUACAAAAUGAUGCUUUUUAAGUUUUUGAAUUAAUUAUGUGUCUUUGUCUUUAUCAUAGAUGGUAAUUAAAUUUGUUAGGCUCAUUCCUGGAAAGUUAUAACUGAUGGCUAAAUGAUAAAUCGGAUGUAGUACAGUUGUAAAAGAUAUCCAUGUAUAUUUUAUUUUUUAGCUUAUUUAAUAACCUUAAAUAUAAGGCUAAUUAAUUCAUUGACAAGGUGAUAAAAUUCUUAAAUUUGUUUUCAACUAAUUUUUUCAAAGAAAUUUGCUAUCAUAUAACAAGUACAGUUGAACUCUCUUAAUACAAACACAAUUAAUACGAAAUCACAGCUAGAACAAACAUUUUAUUCGUUAAGUUUGCUUUGGACUUUAAUUACAUUCAAAAUUUCAUGCAUAAUGUGUACAUUGAAUCGAGAGUCUCUGUUAAUACAAACAAAAUUUCCUGAUAUUUUUACUUAAAAUGUUCGUGGUUAAAUUCUUCAAUUUUCUUUUUUAGAAAAUUAUUCAUCAUUUUGUUAGGUAGCAUAAGUUCCAUUGUGUAUCUAGAAGAAAACAUUAAAUAUUUUGCAUAGAAAAUAAAGCUUGUUCAUUUGUUUACUUGUGGACAUUUUAAUUUACUUGGAGAUAAAACUUCAUCUUCCAUUGUAGUUUACAACCUCUUUCCUGAUUCUCUGUUAUCUUCCUUUUUCAAUAUUUUCCAAACAUAUCCUUUUCUGAGAAAUUAGUGAUUUUUUUUCUGAAUGUACCAAUAGUUAGAUUACAAUGUGUAUUAGUAGUAAUAUUUUUCUAAUAUAAGUAAGCAUUUCUUUAUUAACUCAUUUACGGUUGACACGAAUAAUAGCUAAUAUGAACAAACUCGUGGAUUGUUGACAUUUCAUAUUAACAGAGUUCAACUGUAUUUGAAAUUGAAUAAUAAAGUAAGUUAUCUCAACUUAAUGUAGCCCUAGUGUAUGAGAUCAGAGAUUCUUUGUUGCUUGGUGUGGACUGGCUAAAUUAUUUGCUGCUUUAUUUUUUGCGAACUGAGCUGAUCUUUCUUUUAUUGCCAUCAAAAUUGAUUAUAAUUAAAAGCAGUAAUUAUUUAAACAAUAUUUUACAACUCAUUUAAAUAUUGUGAAGUAUUUUAUGUAAAUAAAUUGUUCUAUGUACAUAUUUUGAUACAUUCUAUAUAAAAUUUUCAUAUUUUGUAUCGGAAAAUUACUUGUGGCUAAUUUUUGUUGAGCUAAAUUUCCUGUAAUGUAAAAAGAAUACUUUUGCUUUUGUGCUUGUAGCUAUUAGGCUUAGACAAUAAAAUUCUGUUGAUUAUUUUUCCUUUCAUUUUGAUGAUUCUUAUUCUGAUCUCUGCUCUAUUGAUACAAACCAGACUGAUUCUGCGAUUAUACUUGCACA